This is a messenger RNA of Diorhabda sublineata, 354 nucleotides long. RefSeq names its product thioredoxin-2-like. The transcript has a single exon. The coding region runs from base 1 to 354 and encodes 117 amino acids. The record is from RefSeq and is a predicted model, not a curated record. Lineage: Eukaryota; Metazoa; Arthropoda; Insecta; Coleoptera; Chrysomelidae. Gene Ontology annotation, molecular function: protein-disulfide reductase activity.
AUGCUGGUUAAAAUAACAGACGAGACCCACAUGCAACAACAGAUGACUGAAUAUGAACAAUCCGAUCAAUUAUUGGUUAUCGAAUUCUUCGCAACGUGGUGUGCUCCGUGUAGAGCUUUCGCUCCAAAGUUAGCUGAAAUAGCAGAAACCGUUCCAUAUGUACCAUUUCUACUUGUAGAUGUUGACGAUUGCGACGAAAUUGCGGCAACUUACAAAGUUAUGGCGACUCCUUACUUUAUAUUUUUAAAAAGAGGACAGGUUGUGGAUAAAUUCGCAGGAGCCAAUUUAGAAAAAUUUAAAAAUAUCAUUGAUGAACAUUCAAUUGUACCAGAGACGGUAACAGCUGUUGCAUAG